UGGUGUAAGAGUCCUUGAGAUUGAAUCCUGUAAAGGACUCGAUUAAAGAAAAAUGGCAGAAGCUGUUUUGUUUAAUAUUGCUGAUGAAAUCCUAGGAAAAAUUGGGAAAUUGGCUCUCCGAGAGAUGGACAUGAUAUGGAGUGUAAAGAAAGAGAUUGAAAAGCUGAACAACACUGUUUCUGCCAUCAAAGCUGUAGUUUUAGACGCUGAGGAGCAGCAGGCAAAGAGCCAUGAAGUUAGAGACUGGCUUGGAAAGCUAAAACUUGCAAUUUACGAUGUGGAUGAUUUGUUGGAUGAUUUCUCAACUGAAGUUCGGAGAAGGAGACUGAUUCUGCAACAAGAAAAGAAGACGAAAGAGAUAAGGAAUUUCUUUUCCAAGCUUAAACAUGUUGCUUAUAGUGUUAAAAUGGGGCAUAAAAUUAAGGAAAUCAGGGAAAAAUUAGAUCAUAUAGCUGCUGAUAAAAUUAAGUAUCAUUUCAUAGAUCGUCCAAAUGAGAACGUGAUGCAGGCUGAGAAAAUGGAGAGAGAGCAAACUCACUCUUUUGUGCGAGUAGAAGAAGUAAUUGGUAGAGAUGAGGAUAGAAAUUUGAUUGUGGGAUUGUUGUUGGAUUCCAAUGUUACAGAGAAUGUUUCGGUUGUUCCAAUAGUCGGAAUUGGGGGGCUUGGGAAGACAACGCUUGCUCAAAUUGUGUACAACGAUGAGAGAAUUAGAAAGCAUUUCGAGAUAAGAAUGUGGGUGUGCGUUUCUAAUGUUUUCAAUGUCAAAAUCAUUGUGCAGAAGAUUUUGCAGUCUGCAACUCAUGCUAAGUAUGAUGAUCUUGAGAUGGAACGCCUGCAGGCUCACCUUAGGAAGGAAAUUGAUGGGAGAAAAUAUUUACUUGUUUUAGAUGAUGUAUGGAAUGAAGAUCGCGAGAGAUGGCUAAAAUUGAAAGAUCUUUUGAUGAGUGGUUUGCCAGGAAGUAAGAUAAUUGUGACGACGCGCACUCAAUUGGUUGCAGAUAUCACGGGAACCAUCGCAAAAAGUUAUGAUCUUCAAGGUUUGCCUAGUGAUGAAUCUUGGUGUUUGUUUAAGAAAAUGGCAUUUAAACAGGGGCAAGAACCAGAUAAUUCAAAGCUGGUCGCAAUUGGGAAGGAGAUUGUAACAAAAUGUGCUGGGGUUCCCCUUGCCAUAAGGUCUAUAGGGAGCCUUUUGUAUUCUAAAGAUUCAGAAUCUGAGUGGCUCUACUUCAAGAACAAGGAACUUUCAAAGACAAGUCAAGAUAAAAAUGAUAUGAUGUCAAUAUUGCAGCUAAGCUUUGAUCAACUUCCUUCAUAUUUGAAACAGUGCUUUGCUUACUGUUCAUUGUUCCCGAAAGACCACGAAAUCAGUAAGCAGAUGCUGGUGAAUCUCUGGAUGGCACAAGGGUUUAUUCAGUCAUCAAACGAAAACCAAAAUCUUGAGGAAACCGGUGAUCAGUACUUCAUGGAGUUACUAAGGCGGUCCUUCUUUCAGGAUGCAGACUAUGAUCAAUGGGGCAAUGUCAUAAGUUUUAAAAUGCACGACCUUAUGCACGACCUUGCACAGUCAGUUGCAGGAAGUGAGAGUUCCAUGGUGCAUUUGGAUGCAAAAAACAUAUCCAAAAGGAUCCGCCAUGUAUCAUUUGAUGCUGCAGUAGAUUCAUCUUGGAAAAUUCCGAAUUCAUUGGUAGAAGCAAACAGAAUACGAACAUUUCUUCUGCCUUUGCAGCCGGUUUCUCACAGAAUACUGAAGAAAGUCAGUCAUGAUGAAAUUAUCUCUUGUUUCAAGUACUUGCAUGCGCUGGAUCUGCAUAAUACUGGAGUUGACCAUGUGCCAAUUGGCAUUGGUAAGUUAAAGCAUUUGAGGUAUCUUGAUCUCUCCAAGAAUAAAGAUAUCAUAAGACUCCCCAGUUCCAUCACCAGGCUGCAGAAUUUGCAGACUUUGAAACUCAGCAUCUGCAAAAUGCUAGAGAAACUGCCUAGAUAUAUGAGAAAAAUGACCAGUCUUCGGCAUCUUGAGCUGGAUCAAUGUAUUGGUUUGUCACAUAUGCCAUCUGGACUGGGGCAACUUACUGCCCUGCUGACAUUAACAAGAUUUGUAGUUGGGAAGGCUAGUUCCUCAUCUUCGAGUAGUGGAAGCCUGAGGGAAUUAAAGUACCUAUACAAUCUUAGAGGAGAGCUGACAAUAGCCAAACUGGAAAACUUGAAAAAUGUGGCAUCAGAAUCCAGAGAAGCAAACUUGAAGAGCAAGCAACACUUGCAGGUCUUGAGAUUGGAAUGGACACGAGAAGCUAACAAUCAUAAAAUCAUCAAAGAAGAUGAAAAGUUAUUGGAAAUCCUUCAACCUCAUUCAGAACUGAAAGAAUUUCACAUUUAUGGUUAUAGGGGUGGACGGUUUCCGAAUUGGAUCAUUUCUGACUUGUCAUUGUUGCUCCCAAAUCUUCUUGAGAUCAUCAUAUGGAGAUGUUACAGGUGCGUGGAGCUCCCGUUGUUUAGCCAACUUCCAAUGCUUAAGGUUCUCAAACUUGAAGAGGUAACUGCUGUGGAGUAUAUAGAAACCAGCAAUUACAUAUCUUAUUCAUCCUCUUCAUCUAGGUGUAAUCCUCACAUGUCUGAAACAGAAAGAUCAGCAACAUUCUUCCCCUCACUAAAAGAACUUAGACUCUUCGACUUGCGAAAUUCAAAGGGAUGGUGGAGAGAAGCAGUAGAUGAGGCUAGUCUGCCAACAUUUCCUUGUCUUUUGAAAUUAGUGAUCGGUCACUGCCCUGAAUUGGGAUUUCUGCCAUUGCAUCCAAUCCUCGAAGAACUUGAGCUCAAGGACACCAGUGAAACAUUAAUAAAGAAGCUUAUGGUGACUGCAGCAGAAACAAAAGAAAUCUCAACAACUGCAACAACCAUUUCAUUCUCGUCUUCUUCAUCCCUGCUUUCUAAACUGAAAUUUUUGUCCAUUGAUAGUGUCACGGAUUUAGUGUCUUUGCCUCUGGAGGGACUGCAAAGCCUUACUUCUCUUGAGCACCUGUCUGUAUCAAAUUGUUCUAAACUAUUAUGUUUACCUGGAGAAGCAUUGAGGGGAUUAACUUCUCUCCGGUUUCUUUCAAUUAGUGGCUGUGCAAAACUAAUGUCACUGUCUAAAGGGUUGAAACAUCUCACCACCCUUGAAGAGCUUGAAAUCAAUGAAUGCAGGGAGCUUGAUUUGUCGAAUGGAGAUGAGGAUGGCAUGCAAUUGCAAGGCCUGAAGUGUCUUCGGACAUUGAAAAUCAUUGAUAUGCCAAAACUAGUAUCUAUUUCAGAUGGUCUUCAAGAUGCUACCUCUCUGCAAAACUUAUGGAUUAGAAUUUGUCCUGGUUUAAAGACUUUACCAGAAUGGAUGGGCAACCUUACGCUUCUUCGGAGGCUUGAAAUUUCAGAUUGUCUAGGAUUGACAUCUUUGCCUCAAUCAAUGUGCUACCUCAAAGCUUUACAGAGCCUGAAAAUCUCAAAAUGUCCCCAGUUAUUCCCCGUCAAUCAAAAGGAAACAAGCGCGAAUUGGCCUCAAAUUGCUCACAUCCCUGACAUUCAGAUUGAUAGAGAAACUUCUAAGUGUCACAAAGAUCAACAACCACCAAGGAAAUGUAGCUAGAAAUAUAGAUGCUUCUCUCCGGUAAACAGCAAUCCAAUCCAACGUUAUAUCUCCCCGCAUAAUUUGUAAUUUGCUUUUGACUAAGUACCUGUCUGAUGUCGAAAAAGCACAACAGCAUUCAUCUAGCAAUCAGUUGGCUUGCAUUUGUGAACUAUUUUCUUUGCCAUUCUUGUAUAUGUAUUCCCUGUAAUAUAUUAAGGAUUAUGGCUC
This is a messenger RNA of Mangifera indica (mango), 3826 nucleotides long. RefSeq names its product putative disease resistance protein RGA4. NCBI's taxonomy places the organism in Eukaryota, Viridiplantae, Streptophyta, Magnoliopsida, Sapindales, Anacardiaceae. The transcript is spliced from 2 exons. The coding region runs from base 53 to 3616 and encodes 1187 amino acids. Gene Ontology annotation, molecular function: ADP binding. The record is from RefSeq and is a predicted model, not a curated record. Gene Ontology annotation, biological process: defense response to other organism.